Motacilla alba alba is the source of this 4540-nucleotide messenger RNA. Its product is annotated as A disintegrin and metalloproteinase with thrombospondin motifs 6-like. Gene Ontology annotation, molecular function: metalloendopeptidase activity. Bases 2679 to 3863 code for a protein of 394 amino acids. The record is from RefSeq and is a predicted model, not a curated record. Gene Ontology annotation, biological process: proteolysis. The transcript is spliced from 7 exons. NCBI's taxonomy places the organism in Eukaryota, Metazoa, Chordata, Aves, Passeriformes, Motacillidae.
GUAAGUGUUCACUGUGUUGUUUCAGAAUGAAUAGUGACAAAGAUGACUAACUAUUUAGGACGUUGUGCUUAUUUUGUUAGAGCUGCAAUUGAAAGCAUUUUCACAUACUUGUGUACAAAAUGUAAUUUACGUAUAGUAUUGCUUCACAUUCAAAUGUAAUUGUGUAGAGUUUAUUUGAAACGAUGAAUGUCAGCCACGGCUCUGAUUUCACCAUCUCACAGGGCAUAAAGCCAGCCCCUGCUGACCAUCAGACUCCUGCUGACUGUUUGACUUUGCAGCCCGAUCCUGCUGUUUCGAUGCUCGGAGAAGUCCCGGAGUAGCUGUGCUCUUGGACCUUUUUCUCUGCAAUCAUUUCACAGUCCAGCCAGAUAUUAGAGAUUCACCAGAAGUUGCAAUACACCUACUACCUCCGGCUGGGGAGGAAAAUCCGCACUCGCACCAAUUGGGAAAUACAGUUAGCAGAAGCUUGAAACCUUAGAACCUAGGUUUAGGAAGGAUAUUUUCUUUCCCCGUUUUUCUCUUUUUUCGGCAAUCGGAAAUUAACUUGGUGGUUAGAGGGCGAGUGGGAGUUCCAGCCCACUCUCCCCGUCUGACCCUGUCGCCGGCAGCGCUGGCUGCCCGGAGCAGGGGCGGUUCGCAGGCCGCCAGCUGCCCGCUCCCAUGCCACCGUCCUGCCCCGCCAGGCGGGGAGGCGAUGCCGCGGCCCCGGCCCCGGCCCCGGCCCCGGCCCCCGCCGCAAAUGAAACUGAAAGCGCUGCGCGAGCAGGGCCGGGACCCCCGGCCUCGGCGCGAUGCUGGCCCGGCUGCCGCUGGCCGCGCGGGCUUCAGACACCACCCCGCCUCCGCUGGAAACGGUGUUUCAGAGGUUUCCUCUUAUUAACAUCUGUAACGGGGCGCGGGACGAGCAGCGCGACCGCAGCACGGGGUCGCCCCAGCUCGCCGCCCACCGGCAGCGCCCGUGCCCGGCGCCUGCCGCCGGCACCCCGCGGCUGCGGCUGCGGCUGCGGCUCCGCCGGGCGGGCCGGGCCGGGCUCCCCUCAGGCGGCUCCGGGCGAGGGUCCCGCCGCCCCUCCCGCUCCCGCGCCCCCGGCUGCGCCCCUGCCCCCCCGCCGCCACGUGACGGGCGCGCAUGCGCGGCGGUCAGGGGCACAUCUGCAGGCUGACGUCAGCGGGCCCCGCGCCGUCCCCCGGGCGAGGCUGCCAAGGCUCCCCCGCUGCCGCCGCGCUCGGCUUGGCCCGGCGCCGGCAGCCAGAGGAGGUCUGGGGCUACUUCAACCAAACUUUUCUGAGUCCUUCCUGCUCUGCCUGCCUCCCCUCUGCUCCCCCUCUCUUUCCCCCCUUUCUGUCUCCCGGUCCCCCCCCCCCCCCCCCCCCCCAACUCAGAUGAUAUUCACAUGGUAUUUUGCACAGAGGAGGCUGCUCAAGAGGAGGGCACCCACCCCCACCCCAAUAUAAGCCUGUUUUUCCCUCCUUCCUCCUCUCCCCCCCUUUUUUGUUGGAAAGACAAAAUGUGCAGGGUGAUAGCUUCGGUGAAUUGAUGGCAUCCUUCCUCCUGCCAAGCCAACCCGUUUUCUAAAAACCCCUUUAGGAAGGCUAGAGAAUUUUAUUCUGUUGGAGAAUAGAACCCUGAUGGUUGCUUGCACAGAGGGGAAAAGCAGAGAGGAAUACGGGAAUCGUCCUGUGCAAUCUCUGUUGUUUGAAACUUACUUUAUAUCAGAAAUUGAAGAUGAAAACGGUAAGGAAGAUUUCACGCUAUUCAAUGAAAGUUUUUGUUUUUCUUGUGUCCCGAAUAAUGGUGCGUGCAGGGCUUUGGGGAGCGGGGGGAGAUUUAUAUUGCAUUAGGCGAGGUGCAUUUGGAGUAAUUUCAGAGAGAAAACAUUGAGAUGGGGGAAGGGGGUGUGAGGAUUUUUCAACCGAUAAGAGAGGUGAUUGAUAAAGUACCAUCUCGAAUAGUGCACUUUUAAAAAGAUUUUUUAUUCUUUGAAUACUAAGUCGUUGGUAGAAGCAGAAAAGGAAAAACAAAACCAAACCAAAAGCAAACAACAGAUGAAAACCAAAGCAGCCCCCAAACCCCAGCGACAACCCAGGGCUAUUCCGGAUUGCUGCUGAGAUGAGGACGUCCCGCUCUCGGCCGUGCCGUGUCCGGCGGUGUCCACUGCCGCGGUCAGACAAGUGCACACUUUGUACCGGGGCUUGCAGGGUCGGAGCGGCCGCCGUCCCGCAGCGAUGCUGGCGGGGAUGUCGGGCUCUCGCUGGGCUCAUCAGGAAGAUGGAAGCGUGUGGUUUUGAUUUACUUCAAGCCGCUUGGGAUUUGCAAGACUCUUAACCCCGCGGACUCGUGUUUGUCGGUGUAUGUCUGUCUCUGCAGUCGCCCAGGGUUCAAAGGGACUUUGUUUGGUGGGAGGAGGAAAAGAAAUGGAACAAUUUCAGUAACUAUACAAUCUAACAUCUGUCUCAUAUCUUAAGGAAUCUUACAAAUACUUGCUUUGAGUUGAGAAAAUGACUGCAGCUAUAGAAGAAAGUACCUGUCCAGAAAGUGGAACAUCCUAUAGUUAAUUUGAAAGUAGCAUAAAAUAAAUAUACCUGUUAUGGUGCGAUUCUGGAGUGAAGUUAACUCUGUAGCACACAGGUAGCUCUCCAAGGAGGAAGAAAAAAGAACUUUCUGUUUUUUCUAAAUUAUGGAAAUUUUUUGGAAGACGUGGACAUGGAUUUUGAGCCUAGUCAUGGUUUCAUCGGAGUUUUUCAGUAACAGCAGGCUUUCAUACAGUUCUCAAGAGGAAUUCCUGUCUUACCUUGAACACUACCAACUAACAAUCCCAAUAAGGGUUGAUCAAAAUGGAGCCUUCCUCAGCUUUACUGUGAAAAAUCCUAAACCCUCAAGAAGGAGGAGGAGCACAGACCCUUAUGACCAAGAACUGGCAGCAUCUAAAUUAUUUUUUAAACUUUCUGCCUAUGGCAAGCACUUUCAUUUAAACCUGACUCUCAACACAGAUUUGGUGUCCAGACAUUUUACAGUAGAGUACUGGGGGAAAGAUGGACCGCAAUGGAAGCAUGAUUUCUUAGACCACUGUCAUUACACAGGAUAUUUGCAAGACCAACACAGUACAACUAAAGUGGCCUUAAGCAACUGCAAUGGUCUGCAUGGAGUCAUUGCUACAGAAGAUGAUGAGUAUUUUAUUGAGCCUUUAAGAAAUAUAACAGAAGAUUCUACUAACUAUAAUUACGAGAAUGGUCAUCCUCAUGUUAUAUACAAAAAAUCUACCAUGCACCAGCAGCACCUCUAUGAUCACAGUCACUGUGGAGUCUCAGAAGACAUCACAAGAAGCGGCAAACCUUGGUGGAUGAAUGAUGCAUCUGCUUUCCCAGCUUCACUUCCAGUCAAUGGCACACUAAGUAGUCAUAGUCGACAGAAGAGAUCUGUAAGCCUUGAACGGUUUGUGGAAACACUGGUAGUAGCAGACAAAAUGAUGGUGGGAUACCAUGGUCGCAAAGACAUUGAACACUACAUUUUGAGUGUAAUGAAUAUUGUUGCCAAACUUUAUCGUGAUUCCAGUCUAGGAAACGUUGUGAAUAUUAUAGUGACACGCUUGAUUGUCCUCACUGAAGAUCAGCCAAACUUGGAGAUAAACCACCAUGCAGACAAGUCCCUCGAUAGCUUCUGUAAGUGGCAGAAAUCCAUUCUCUCCCACCAAAGUGAUGGAAACACCAUUCCAGAAAAUGGGAUUGCCCACCAUGAUAAUGCGGUUCUUAUUACUAGGUAUGGUCAUUAUAAGUAUUGUGUUUGUUUUAUUUCUUGUAGCUUUCUUGUUCUUAGCAUAUUUAUGUCUAGAGGCCAGUUGCAAAAUAAUAUAUUUGGUAAGUAACCUUAAAAAGAGGAAAGUUAAUACAUGGCUUGUCUUAAAUAUGUCAGAUUAUUAAAGUUUAGAUUAAGAAUUUGGAAAAGUAUGAUCUGCAAAUCACUUGCUUCUGCUGUUAUUUUCACAUAAUUGCCAGUACAAAGUAUUGCAGUAGAAAAGAUGGAUCCUAUUGAACAUUUUAUACUUUAAUAAUUGAAAAGAAUUUAUAAGAUCACAGAGAACAAAACAGAAUGAGAAAUGUAUUGUUAAUCACGUAAAGUGUUUUUGUAAGAAUUUCAAGCCAGAACUUCAACUAGUGUAGUAGUAUUUCUCUGAAAACAGGUUCUUGCAGAUUCCAGCAAUAUGAGACUCUGCUUUGUAGCUGGUUUGAUUUAUUAUGCUUAAUUAAGAUGAGAACUGACAAUUUUAAUAGAUAGUUUCAAAGCCUGCAUUUGUGCCCAUUUGUUUGCUUUUGUUUCACUGUUACUCUGAUAAAUUCAACAUAACCUCCACUGUAAUCCUGUGAUCCUGAUAAAGGCAUUUGUGUCUGUCCCUUUGCAGUUUGGUGUAGGCAACUGUACUUUAAUAGAAGAUAAGUCUCACUGUUAUUUAAGGAUACUAUUAAUUCUUUUUUGUUUUGUUUAAGUAGCAGCAGGUUCAUCCGCUCUUAUUUUGAUUAGGAUCCUUUAAUUAUGAUUUCUACU